Messenger RNA from Macrosiphum euphorbiae (potato aphid), 3138 nucleotides. The record is from the annotation of a GenBank genome assembly. Lineage: Eukaryota; Metazoa; Arthropoda; Insecta; Hemiptera; Aphididae.
AUGCAGACAAUCGGUAAAGCAGAUAACAAAAUGGAUUUUCCUUUGAAUUGGACUGAUGUAUUAUUAAAAUCAAUAUCAGGUAAGACAAACUAUACUAUAGAUGUAAAAAUAGGAACUAAACGCAUUGCAACAAACCAAGAUCUAAGAGAUAAUACAAAAAAACGACGUAAACAAUCAAAUCCUACAAGGAUAUCUUCUAAUGAAGAAAAUGCAAAAAAUGGAAGCGACAGAACAAUAUUAUUUUGUAACAGAAGUAAACCCGAACUGAAUAACAGUAAAGAAGAGACAGAUUUCAAAUUAACUUGUCCCCAAUAUCCUUCGGCUUCUUUACCACUGAAUCUGACUAUAUCUGAAAACCAAAAACUUUCACCAAAUGAAGUACAAAAAAUGCACUUUUCUAACGACGUACAACUGCAAAAUGACUCAUUUACUGAAAUCUCCAAUAACCUAAGUUCUUCUUAUCAAACUUUCAUAAAAGAAAUGCCAUAUAUUGAUAAUAAAGACAACUAUUCGAUUGAAUCUUCAACUUGUAUGAUGUCUUUUUCUAAACAGCAACCAUGCACCUCAACCACAAAUGUUGGGCCGACUUCUGUUCAAAUAUUCAAUCCAGAAGCCUUUUGUGAUCAAUGUAACAAAGAAUUUUGUAACAAAUAUUUUUUAAAAACGCACAAGGCUAAUAAGCAUGGUGUUUUCAGUGACAGCCAUUCAAACAGUUCCAGCUUAGAUCAGUUGGAUAAAAUUAAAAUAUCAACAUUACCCACGACUUGCGAUUUUUCUUCAAACAUUAAUGAUAAUUAUAUUGGCGCUUCAACAUCAUCAUUGUUUAAAAGUCCUGUAUUGUUUUCCCAGUCAUCUGUAAAUUCAAACACAUGUGUAUCAAAAAAUAUAUUUAAUAAUCAAACACGGGCGUUUUGCAGUAUAUGCCAGAAAGAAUUUUGUAACAAAUAUUUCGUUAGGAGACAUAAAGCUAAAAUUCAUGGAAUAACCGACGAUGGAGACUACAAGAUAAAUGAUGACGUCUCUUUAAACUUUAAAACAAAUGUACAGAUAAAAAAUGAAUUUUUAGAUUUUGGAGUUACUGAUUCAUGUGAUAAAGAUGUCGAAACAGUAUCACCUUCUCUUUAUGCCAAUAAAUCCAUAUCUGAAAUUACGAAAAAACAUGAUCAAUUAUUCUUAAAAGGUACUCAACCAUUAGUGGAUAAUGAAGAAGAACUUGUUAUGAAAUAUACUGCAGUUGAAACCCCACAUAAUAACAUAAAAGUUGAGAAUACAGAUGAUGAGCAAAAUGUGAACUACGUCAAUAAAUUAAAAAAUAAAUUGUGUAAUGUAAACGAACUUCAAAGUAGUGAACUUACAAGUAAUUUAAGUCAUAUCAUAAGUACACAUAAUGAAAAGGCAGUUAUUCAAAAUGAUUUUUCAAAAGUGAACGCUAAAGGUAUGAAUCAGCAGCAUACUGAAUUUAAGACUAAUACAAAUACCCCAAAUAACUUGAUGACAAAUAAUAGUGUAAAUGGUAUUUCGGAUAUCAACAAUAUUGGUCAAAAAAUUAACAUCUUAAAUAAUUACCUUCCAGCUACCAUAACAAUUGUUGAAAAUACAAAUAAAAUUGAUAAAAAUAUUGAAACAGAUGAAUCUAAAAUUGAGUUGAUGAGCAAAAGCAAGUUACUUACAUUACACAAUUUGUUUUUUAAAUUUAAUGGAAAUUCGUUAGAGAAUAUGUCAACAUGUUAUGUAUGUAACAUGCAAAUUAAUGGAUCAUUAAAAGCGCAUAUUUUCAAUGAACAUGAAAAUAUCGUUCAUGAACUUAUGAGUGAAACUUUAGAGUCUAAUGAAAAUGUACGCAUUGAACACUCUUGUCAUGAAUGCCAUCAAAUAUUUAAUUCUGAUGCAUUGUUAAAAGAACAUGUCGAACAAGGCGAGUGUAACAUAAAAGAAAUGGGUAGGACGUCGGCUAGUAGUAAAAAUUCCGCAGAAAACGAGGAAUACAUUAAUCAUCAUACCAAAGACUUGGGUGAAAGAAAGCAGACAAUGUUAAGUAGUUUUUGCAAAAUAUGUAACAAAGAAUUGUGUAAUAAGUAUUUCAUGAAAACUCAUAUGCAACGGAUGCACGGUAUAUCGAUUCAAAAUGGCAAUCAUAUUGGGGGAGUAGUGUGUGAUAUAUGUAACAAAGAACUUUGCAGUAAAUAUUUUCUACGAGUACACAAACAGAACUCACAUGGUAUUGUUGAAAAUGGAUCUUGCCAAAAAUAUUGGACGGAUUCGAUGACUGAGAAUGGACAACUGUCGGAUGAACCUGAUAAUGGUCAUAGAUAUUACAAGCACUAUACAGAAGUGUGCAAUAUAUGUCUUAGACGAUUCAGAAGUUCGAAGUGGUUGAGUGCUCAUUUAUUGAACGAUCAUGGCUCUGAGGGAAAAACCCAAUGGAAGCACAUACAGAAUCACAUGGAAGAAGAAAAACAAAACAUGCAAUCUACCAGCGAGUUGAACCAGAGUUUAAAAGCAACUGAAAGUCCGAAACAAAAUCCAGUCGAGGAACAAAAUAUAAUAUGCGAUGAGAUGAAACAGUAUCGUUGUUCCUACUGUUCGUUUACCACGUCUAUUUUGUCGUUUCUUUUCGUACACGAAAAAUUUCAUCUCACUGAUAAUAAAACCACGAAGGACAUGCCGUUAACAUGUCCCACCUGCAGUGUGGCGUUUCAAAACAAGACACAGUUGGAAAAUCAUUUUACACAUUGUCAUUUCAACUCCGAUGCUGGGAAUUCACCCGUUCCGUACGCUAAUUUACAUUCACCCGACAACACGCACGUACCACUCAACGUCAAUGAAGAUUUGUCAGCAGACAAGUCGUUGGACAAUAACGGAAAUGACGUAUUCACAGACAAACUUGGAACAUCGAUCAAGCCUCGUCAAACAGAAAAUGUAUCGCCAUCUAUAAGAAAAAACCACCGUAUUCCUGAAUCAAAUCACGAGCCGUUUAUAAUGCAGUCGUUUUUCCUCGAAAACUGUUCAGUAUCUCCGUCGGUCAAGAAGGAAUUGAGUGGUCGCAGUGAUUCAUUUCAUUCGUCUCUAGUCUACUUACCAGUCAAGGAAAAGUUAACGUCAACUGUUAAUGUUUUCUUCAAGCUAACCCCAACAUAG